GCGGUACGUCCACACUGAACCACCCACAGCUGGUCUGGUCUCUCUCAAAAUCACAGUUGUUUUGUUGGGAAAAAAAUAAACAAUAAUUUUAGCUGGCCGUUGUGUGCGAACGAAAAAGUGGAAAUUAUGCGAAUCUCGACAGGUGAAAGGGCAACGCGAUGCUGGCAAUGAAAGUGUAGGCGCGGCUUUUCCGGAAUUUCCAGCUUAUCGUCACCUGUGCACCUGUGCUGGCAUUUCCACCGAUUUUCUUUUCGUCCAUGGAGCUGCAAUGGCGACAAAGUUGAGAACGAUCAAUUUCGCUAAAUAGAAAGAGCAAUCAAGGAUAAAGAGCGGAGUAGAGAGAGAGGAGAGAAGAGCGGUGGGUGCAGGCGAAAUAGCGAAAAAGAACCGUUUUUUCCCCAUCAAAAAAGAGUUUAUUAAAAGCGAAUAAGAGUGUGAAAGGCAAUGAAAAGUGGCAAAACGAGGGUUAUAUAAAAAUAUAUAUAUGUUAAUGAAGUGCCACGAAAUGCAGUCUUUGAAAAAAUCUAAAAUAAAUCAAUGAUAUAGACGCAAAAUCCAGGAGAAAUAAGAAGAAGCAGCACAGCUGAGUGCGUGUGUGUGAGAGCUUCGCGUUGUGUUGUGUGUGCAAGUGAAAUCAAUAAUAUUUGCAGCCAAAAAAAUUAGAAACUGCAACAAUGUCGCAAAAUAGAAUCGAGGCAACAAAUUAGCAAAGCCAUAAAUCCAGGCUUCACUGAGCGAAAAAUUGUGCCUUUUCUCGGGAUCUUCGGCUGCAAAGCGAUAGAAGCAAAAAGCUAAAAAUAAUGGAAUUUUAACGAAGUUUUGAAAGUGUACUUCUGGUGCAAGAAGCAGCAGCAGCAGCAAUAGCUAGAGGAAUCGGAACCGGAAACAUCUCCAGAUCCAGCGGACAGGCAACCAACCGACCGACCGACCGACCAUGAUACCCACCAGCGUGACCAACUCACCGCCGCCAGCGGGAUUGGGCCAGAAUGGAGCGGCUGCCUCCUUGGGCUCGGCAACGGCGGCGGGUGGCGGGUUGUUGUCCGGCCUGGCCAUGGCGGGCAUCUCCGGAUGUGGGUCGAACGGAGGAUCGGGAGCUCCUCAGAACAACUACAGCUCCGUUGUGUUGGGCCUGGCAUCGCUGAUCCUUGAGGGUCGACCCAUCGCAGACGACGAGUAUGCCCAGCAACAGGUGGGCAUAGGCAUAGUCGGCGUGGGAGCAGCCACUGGUGCAGGAUCUGGUGGCGGACGCCUCUCGCCACGACCCUCCACUUCCAGGGCGGCCAUCAACAUCACAACGAAUCCCUAUGGAUCGAUGGGAGGAUCGGACAACAGAUCGGCCAAUGGAAGUGGAUCGGCGGCGGGGUCACCCAGCAGUUCGCUAACCCACCAGCGCUGGACACAGAAGCUCUGCCAGUUGCGUCAGAUCUCGCCAGCUGCCCAGACAAUGAGUGCCGAACCGGAGUUGGUUUCCCUGGCCAUCAAUGAGCUCAACAAGGAUCACGGCGAUUACGAGAUUGUGCGGCGGGUUAUGCUCAAUCGAGCUGGUGGUUUGGGUUUGGUUAGUGGUGGUGGAGGUGGAACCAACAACUCCAGUGCCGCCAGCUCACCGGGCUCCAAUUCAUCGGAUAACAUACUCCACUCGCUGCAAUCGCUGGCCACCACAUGUUUGAGAGGUGGACCCGCCUUGGCACCGCCACCUGUUGAGCCACGUCCUCUGAAUCUGGCCUUUCUGUGGUCAGGAUCGGGCGGAUCUGGUGGCAGAGGAUCGGGAUUAGGAGGAGGUGGACUUGGAGGAGGAGCAGCAGCAGCUUGCAUUAGCAACACAGCAACAACAACAGCAACAGCAACAACAACGGCAACUGCCACUGCCAGCAGCGGAGCAACUAGCUCCGCAUCGCGGCCCAAACACGGGCCGCACUGUGAUCAGUUCCUCAGGAAGAUGGGUCUGGCCAAGGGCGAGAUGCCGUCGGAGGCUGAGGAGCACAUCUGUGAUAUGUCCUACGUGAAUAUGACCUGCAAUCGUUGGCGGGCAUAUUGCAUGAAGAUGGAGGCCAUCCUGGCCAGACGCGAACCCGUUUGCAUCGAGGUCUAUCUGGGUCCCGUGAGCCAUAAGCUAUUGCUGGAGCAGUGGAUCAUCAGCGGCAAGGAGAAAGUUCCUCCACCCACGAUGACGUUGCCUUCGCUGUGCAGCGCCAUCCGGAGUCAAUUGUACUUCUCGCAGAUUGUGGCCUGGUGUGAUCUGCUCCGGAAAUGUGAUCCUUCGGUGUACGACAGUGGCCGUGUGAUCUUCUCCAGCUGCGGCAACAUAAGCAACAAUGCUGGCGACUUGGCCACCAGCCAUACACCCAUGAGUGGUGGUGGUCAGAAGAGACCGCGCCUCAACAUCUUCUACAGGAUCAAGCAGCACAACACCAGCGGUGGUGGGCUACACCACGAGGAUGGCUUCAGUGCCAAGGCCAAUGUGCACAAUUUUCCCAACGUCAAUGUCUCGGAGAGCUACAGCAUCUCGGUUAGCGUGCGUAGUUUGCCCCGGAUAAAUGGUGGCCUGCCGCAUGUGGAGCCACCACUGCCACCGACUCCAGCCCCGCGAAGUUUGCGCACCGCCUGCUCCGGCGAUCCGGCCAGCACGCCAACUGGAGGCGGUGGCCUACAUGCCGCCACGCCCACUGGCCUGGGUGCCCGGAUCAGUGCACUCACCCCAACGACAAUGGCCAACAGCGGCUCCAACUGUGAUAAUGGAAAACCAGGAAUGGUACUGGAGGGACUGGACGAGCUCGAUGGCGACACGAGUUUGAGCCAUCGCGAGAGGCAGCUGCAGAAGUAUCGCAAGCGAAUGCAGCGCAGGGACAAGAAAAGGGAGAGGAAAUCGACGCCAGAAAGGAUGGCAAACCAUCAGCCACACCAAACCGAGGAGCCCAUGGAGGAGGGUGAGGAUUUGCAGUCGCCAUCGCCAUCGCAAUCGCAAUCGCUAUCUCAGACGCCGUCGGAAAGCCAAAGUCAAUCACUGGCCUUGACUUUGCAGCAACCACGACGCAUUGCCAUGAUCUCCACAGGCACGCAGACUUCGUUGAGCAGCUGCCAGCAGUGCGGCAGUGAGAAGACACUGCUUUGUCUAAGCUGCACGGGAGGAGCCAAUGGAUCAGCUGGCAGAGCAGGAGAUGUAGACGAAGCCGAUGAUAGCGAUACAACGGCCUCCGAAAUGGAGGAGACCUCCACGUGUAGCCUCAGUAGCAGCGAUCUCAUUGUGGGCACACCUCGCAACAAGGCCGAGCUCCUGCUGCAGGCCAUACAGCGCACGCCAAAGAACCGCAAUCGAAAGCCCCAUCAGGCGGCCACCUCGUGUCGCAACUCAGAUCUCAAUGGAGGGCAGAACAACAAUCUGGUUGUGAAGGCCAUGCCCAGUGGCUGUCAGGUGUGCAAGCGCCAGAAGACGCAGCACAACUUUGCCAAUGGCAAGGAACACAAACCCACCCACACCAAUGGCGAGCACUCGAGCAAUGGUUUUGCCAGCAGCAUGCAGCAGGAGUUGGAAUUGGAGAAGCAAUCUGAGAUACAGAUUGCAUCCACCAAACUGACGCCCAACAUUGAACGCUGCUCGCUGAAUGCCGCAGAGCGCUGCAAGACGCCACCGCCCGACCACAUAGUGGUGCAGUUCAAGACGCCGCUGAGCCAUGUGCCGGCGAAACCUCAACCGGAUGCGAUGGUGCCACUCCAGCAGCAGCAGCAGCAGCAGCAGCACCACCACCAACAGCUGGGCAAAUCCUCACCGAAACCGUGUCAGCUACGAUUAAAUUGUGGCAGUCUGUUGGACAGCGAAACGCCGCCGCCGAAUGUCUCGCCACAAAUGCGUAAGGCUUUGCCCAAGGUGAACCUCACGACGAUCUUCUGCAGUUCGGCCCCCAUUGCCAUUGGCUGUCCCGCCUUCAGUUUCGAUCCGGCUGCCUUGAGUCAUGCCCAUUCGCAGUUGCUGGCUCCGGAUGCGAGUGCCACGCCGCCCGUGCAGAAAUCCUUUUCGGCUCCAACAUUGCCACAUGCCGCUUCGCUGUCCGUAUCGCCGCGAUUUGCCAAACAGGCGCUGGCCGCCCACAAGCGGCGUUCGCGUCAUUUGAGCGAUCGCAGCGAUCGUAGUUCUUUGGGCUCCGAUGAGCAGCUGUCGGAUGAGGAUCUGGAGUCGGGUCUGUGCAGUCCAGCCGGUGGAUCACCGUUGAAGUGUCGCGCCAGGCUGGCGGCUCAUUUCGCCGGGCGUCCGCUGCUGGGAAAUCUGGAGGAAUCGCUGCUGCAGCGGCGGCUUAUGCCCAAGAUCGAGGUUAUGGGCUUCAAGCUGCAGUUGGGCGCCUCCGGAGGAUUCUGUCCCACCCAGUUGACCAUACCGGCGGUGUCAUACUUUUACGAGCUGCAUGGCGAGACGCUGAGCACUCCCUAUUUGUGUGAGAUUCGUCUGCCGCGCAAGGGCUAUUCGGUGCCGAGGACGGGCACGGUGCAGGCCACACUGCUGAACCCCAUGGGCACGGUGGUGCGGAUGUUUGUGAUACCCUACGACAUGCGGGACAUGCCCCCGCUGCACCGCACCUUCAUACGGCAGCGCAUCCUGGCCGAGGAGCUUGGCCAGGAUCAGGAGGCAGGAUCGGGACCGAAGAUGCCCCGGAGUCCCACAGUUACUAGCACCACCAGCAAACUGGGACACUUUAUCAGUGCCGAGCAAAUGAAACGGCUGCGCUACUCCAUACACCUGAGGUUCCAGACAUCUCGCUCCGGACGAUUGUGCCUGCACACGGACAUUCGCCUGCUGAUCUCACGCCGCACCGAUUGCGAUACGGCGGCUGCCCAUGCCAAGGGCGUCUUGGAGGCACCCAACGAGCUGGUGACGGACACUCUGAUGCCCGCCGAGCCGCGUUACAGUGCGCGACAGGAGAGCGCCGGCCGGAUUUAGUAGCUACUGCAAGCCCUGGGCGGCACACUCGAGCUGCUGCGUCGCCUGUGCAAGCAGCUCCAGGAUAAAUGGCAGCAACGUGAGCCUCGGGAUCUCUGGCAGUGGCCCAGAUACCAAUUGUAGCUGAUCAGGAGUAGGAGUCGGAGUCGGAGUCGGAGCAGGCGGUGGCGAAAGCGGAGGGCAGGAGGCGAAACAAAAUCCUGUGUGCGUGUGUGUGUGUGACAACCAACCAACCAACUGCUUUACUAGUUAUCGUUUAAUCUAUCCCUAAGCUUAGUUUCUCUUAAAUUCUUUUUUUUGGUAUUCCACCUCUCGCAUGAGGUUCUAUAUAUUCGUUUAGUUUGAAUUUGAAUUACUGGCAAAAUGUGUGUGAAAAAAACACUGCGAUAGUAAAAAAAUGUUGAAUAUGAAAAAGCAAUUGAAUCGAAUCGAAUCGGUCGGUCAGUCAGAGACGAGCGAAGCAAAACUAUCUGUGUCUGUUUAUCUAUAACUGCAAUCGUAUCUCCGAAUCGAACUGUUACUGUAUCUUUUGAGGGGUCCAUGUCCACAUGAUGAGGAUCUAAAGUGCGGAGCAAUUAGCAAUACUAGAAAAAAAAACUAUGCAAUGUGUGAGUGUGUAAACGCAAGGGAGAUAACUACGUAUAUAGGGCAAACAUGCAGAUAUCACAUACAAUAUAUAUAUAUAUAUUUAAAUAUAUAUUUAUGUACCAUAUGUAUAAUCGUCGAGUAGCGUCAGCAAUUUUAAACGGCAAUUUUGUGGAGGAGUCAGCGAUUUGCAGUAGGUUUUUUGGGGGCCAGGAUAAGAAGGAAGCAUGGUUGAUGCGCACGCUCAUAUCGAUCGUUGUUGUUAGUGUGUAGUGUGUUUUAACCACAGAAAUUAAACAAAAACAGAAACAGAAACAGAACCCUUUCAUUGAGUGCAAGUUUGAAAUGAGUUUAUCUUCUAAUUUCGAUUCUAAUUUGGUAUUUCCGUUCUGAGAGUGUCUAUUAAGCGUGCCUGUGAUACGAUAUGAGCUGCAUGUGGGGGGUAAUUCUAAUAGAGUUUUUUUAGUUAAAUACAAUUGACAAUUACACUUUUGUCGUUCUCCUUCCCCGUUUUUUUUUUCUUGUUUACAGACUACAGAUUAGUUUCUCUGUUUUGUUGUGUUCUCCAUAUGCAACAAGUGCUUGGAGUUUAUUUGCACGCCAUGCAAUCGGGGGGUUUUUUAUAGAAAAACACCUCGCCAACUUCAGGCACAUUUGUACUUCAAUAAUACAACUACACUAUUACUGAUCUAGAUGUGUUGAAUUCUAAACAAAUUCUAAUUUUCCAAUUGAUACCUGACUAUAACUAUUGUAUAACAACGUACUACACAGCUAUUAACAAAUUUUCAAUCUAGGUGGUAUGAAAAACAAAUAAAAUAUAACAUUUAGAAAACCAAAUAAAAAACAAAAAAAAAUAAGAAAGAGGGAAACUCAAAAAAAAUCCAAGCGAAACAAUAAAGCAAAGUCGAUGGGAAUAUGCAUUAAACCCAUCGACUGGGAAUCAUACAAUUUACUUUGUUCAAUUUGUUUUAAGUAGAGAGCUUAAUGUGCGCUGUCAAUAGCAAUUAUAUGUGUAACAAUAACACCAAUAUACAAUACAAUGAUUCAAUAAAGGGAAA
This is a messenger RNA of Drosophila gunungcola (fruit fly), 6573 nucleotides long. RefSeq lists its product as uncharacterized. Lineage: Eukaryota; Metazoa; Arthropoda; Insecta; Diptera; Drosophilidae. The record is from RefSeq and is a predicted model, not a curated record.